CAACGUUGAGCUUAUUUUGGUUUGUAGUCAAAUGUACGCUUGUGUGUAAAUAUUUAACUUUUCCUUGAUUAUAGCAAAUGCUGAAUGUAAGAAAGCUGAGCUAAAUAACAUUUGUUUCGCGUUGUUUCACACCAGACAAGAUACGUAAGUAGAGAGGAAGUGCUUCACGUGAAACUAUGCUAGUUUGCUUACUGAGCUCUCCGACUGAUCAGCACUAUCUGUCAUCAAAUCAGGCAUAAAGCAGGCUGAUUAACUGCUCUGACUGCCAUGGAGUUUCUCCCAGUGCUUGACCCAAUAGACAAACCCAAAGAAGGAGUGUGGUAUUCUCUAAUACCCAGAGGAAGUAUUCCAGGUGUUAGUGUGGGUCAUACCUGCACGUUUAUUACCUCUGAAGACGGUAGAAAAGGAAGAAUCCUGAUUGUUGGAGGAGCCAAUCCCAGUGGCAGUUUCUCAGAUUCCUGUAUUAUAAAUUUAGAUAACCAUGAGUGGGACACUGCACACUGGAAAGGUUUGGAAGCCCGGUACGAACACUGCAGCUUUGUGCCAGAGAGCUGCCCACAGAGCCUCUGGGUGUUUGGCGGUGCACAGAAGACAGGCAAUCGCAACUGUAUCCAGAAAAUACAGCUUUCCGAUAAUGAACCAUGCUGGAAGAGUGUAAUGACAAAAGGAGAACCUCCAAGUCCCAGGACGUACCAUACCAACUCAGCCUGCAUCGGGGACAAAUUGUUUGUGUUUUCUGGUGGAGAAGCGGGUGCUGAUCCUGUCCCAGACGCCAAACUCCACGUCUUUGACACAGUGUCUUCCACUUGGUCCCAGCCAGAAACACAAGGCAGGCAGCCGGCAGCCAGACACGGCCACGUUGUUGCUGCAGUUGGCUCGAGGAUUUACAUUCAUGGAGGCAUGGCCGGAAACAAGUUCCACAAUGAUCUGUACUCUCUUGACUCAAGGAACAUGAAGUGGGAGAAAAUACAGACCAAAGGAGAUAUACCACCAGGAGUAGCAGCCCAUUCAGCUGUGGUUUUGGGCUCAAACCUGUACAUUUUUGGAGGAAUGACUGCAGAUGGUGCCAUCAACUCCAUGUAUAAAUUUAACACAGAUAAAAACAGAUGGACCCUACAGAAAUUUGAAGGCGAUAUGCCUCCAAACCGUCUGGACCACUCCAUGUGUUUAGUGCCAUGGCAGAUGAGUGAGGUCACUGGAGAUGGAAAGCAGGCAAGCAGCUCAUCCUCCACAGGAACCAUAAAUCUUGCUUUUGUGUUUGGAGGGAUGGACACACAGGGUGUCAUACAUAAUGACUGUAUUGUAACUGUUGUGAAAUGAAGAGUUAAUAAAAUGUGAAACAAG
Molecule: messenger RNA, 1344 nt
Organism: Austrofundulus limnaeus
Lineage: Eukaryota; Metazoa; Chordata; Actinopteri; Cyprinodontiformes; Rivulidae
Gene: rabepk
Product: Rab9 effector protein with kelch motifs
Exons: 8
Coding region: 268-1320 (350 amino acids)
Molecular function (GO): protein binding
Source: RefSeq, a predicted model, not a curated record